AUGCUCGCUGGUUGCGGGCUGCGGUUGCCAGAGAGGCUGGCCUGUGAAGCUUAUGUUUGGCUCUGGCUUUCGAGGAUCGUCGGGUGCAUCGCUGUUCCCGGAGUGGCGGGCCUUGUGGCACAUAUCCAGGGUGAUUCUCGGGCAGAGGUCCAUCCUGUAUUUCAUCCCUGGGAGUCCGGUAAUUCACCGAAGCAACAGCAGAAGAACAACCGCCAAGAAGCGAAGCCACCCAAGGACCCCGAACAAAGCGAGGCGGUGGCAUGCAGUGCUCCGAUUAGUAAGCUUCCCGGCGAUCCACGGUAUGGUUGUAGCGGACAGUAUGGUACAGCCAAGACUUGCGAUGCUGCCCCCCAUCCGAUUCGCGAAACACAGUAUGUUGCUGCGGUCCACAAGGGGUGUGCCACGCAAGAUGGUAAGGGCACCUACGGUUACGCGUACGAUGAUGGUGUAGGGCUGAAGCAGUGUCCGCCGAUGACGCUCUACGAGUGGAGGGUCGCGGGAUGGGUGCUGAUGAGCUACAUUCUCUACGGAGCCGCAGCGCGCUGGUGCUAUGUGCAGAAUGCCCCACCCGGAAAGGGUGCACAAGGUCGAAGAGAGGCCGUUACGGCGACUGCACUCCUACCCCUGGCAGCAAGGGCGGAAGAGGUUUCCUCAUCGAAAACGGCAGUCGGUGGUGAGCGCGUCACCCUGAAAGGAGGACUGCAGUUUCCGAAGGCUUCCUUUGGCUUGCAGGUUUACGGCGACGACACCGCAGAGCGGCUGACACAAAUGGCUAUCGAAGUCGGCUAUCGGAACUUCUUUGCAUCCGUUCUCGCGGGCAACCAGAAAGGUUUUGCACGUGGGGUGAAGAAGUCGGGGAUUCCACGGGAAGAGCUCUUCAUCUGUGGAUCGGUGGUGAGCAAUCUCGUGCAGGAUUUUGAAGAUGCGUAUCUGACCACGAAGAAAGGCUGUGCGAAGAACUUGGAAGCCUUUGCCGAAGGUGGCAUCACAGAGUUGGACAUGAUCAUGUUGGAUUAUCCAGCCAGCGACUGUGAGACCAUCCGGGGGCAGUGGAAGGCUUUCGAGGAAAUGCUGGCAGCUGGCCAAACCAAGAGCCUGGCCGUCAGUAACUUCUCGCCGGAGCAGUUGGACUGCAUCUUCGCAGACCCGGAUGCAACUCCUCCGGUUCUCAAUCAGCUCCCCUACUCCUUGAAGACCUACGACGACAAAGCAGUGCGUGAGAACGGCAGACGCGGCAUCCUGGUCCAGGCCUGGGGUCCCCUGGGCUCUGGGAGCUUGGGCAUCGGUGCUUCGAAGUUGGCCGAGGAGAUCGGUCAGAAGUACGGCAAGACCGCAGCGCAAGUAGCCCUGCGUUGGAUCCUGCAAACGGGCGCUACCUUCACGACCCAGUCCAAGAACAAGGACCACUUGAAGGAAGACUUGCAGAUCUUCGAUUUCUCCUUGGCUGACGAGGAGGUUCUCCAGCUGAGUGAUAUGAGCACCAGCGUCGCAGGACGCCUCAGCGCUGUCGCAGAUGUGGCGGUGCCAGUCGGUGGUGCGGUGGGGGGAGCGCUGCUGAUCUCUUCCGUCCUGGACUCCUUGGAUGCGAAGGGCGAUGACAAGCCCACGGACGACGCCGUCAAGAAAGCCACUCUGCCAGAGCCGGAAAAGAAGACGAAGAAGAAGAACGAGGAUGAAGAUGAGGAUGACGAUGAUGAUGUCAAGACUGGCAUCUCAGAGCAAGUAGAUGCAGACUUUGGGGGAGUCGAGCUUCAGACCAGCAUGACGGCAACGUCAGGAUUGCAUGGCAGUCAGAAGCGAUUUCGCAUCACGAACCACUGUCCCAAGACAAUCUGGGUGCAGUCGACCGGCACCAAGAUGCCGUAUGAUGCCGACAUCGUGAAGAUCGGCUCUGGUGAGUAG
Symbiodinium sp. CCMP2592 is the source of this 1902-nucleotide messenger RNA. Lineage: Eukaryota; Dinophyceae; Suessiales; Symbiodiniaceae. The record is from the annotation of a GenBank genome assembly.